UUUCUCCAAAAAUAUAUUUUUUGUCAAAAUAUAAAAUAAUGGAAUAUACUUUUAAGCACGAAUUUACCCUAAGGUAUCUAUAUAUAUAAUUCUAUGAGUAUAAUUUUGUUUAAAGUACAAAAAUGGUCUAUAGAAAAUAUUAAUUGAUGCUUUAUUUUGAAAUUUGUUUACUCAAGUGUAUAAAAUGAUAUUUGAUUUAAAAAUUAAUUUUCCAUAAAGCUAACAACAAAAAAUACUCCUUAUAAGUGAUAGCUUGACAUCUGCCAUCUUUGUCAUAAGGUUGUGGCGAGCAAGAGAUAAAUUCAUUCAUCAGUAUAGACUAGAAUAAGUUUGAUAACAAUUCGAAAUAUUUGUCUUAUAUUCAUAUUUAACACGUAACACUUGAUAAUUCUAGAAUUGUGAUACGGUUUUAUUUUUGUGUCAGUAUAUGUAUACCGUUUAAUUCCGAACAAGAUGCAGAGCUUGUGAUUCCUCAAAGACAAGGCCAAGUAUGUUAUAUGAGUAAAUAAUGUAUAUUAUCGUUUAUUGACAAUAACAAAAAAAUCAAAAAAAGAAGAAACAGCUAUUAUUAGAAGAAGAAGAUUAUCCUAAUUAUUCAAUAUUGCAUUCAUUUUCCUAAGAUUACGUUUUAAAUAAUAGAACAAAAACUAAAUCAUGUCGGACUGGGAUACUGUAACGGUUUUAAAAAAAAGGGCCCCUAAAGCUUCAACUAUGAAGAGCGAGCAAGCCAUAAAUGCUGCUCGUCGUCAAGGUGUAGCUGUUGACACGCAAUUGAAAUGGGGUGCUGGAAGUAAUAAACAGCAUGUAGCAACAAAAAAUACUGCCAAAUUGGAUAGAGAAACGGAGGAACUUAAACAUGAAACAAUUUCUUUAGAUGUCGGAAAAUUAAUUCAACAGGGACGUCAGGCUAAAGGUUUGAGUCAAAAAGAUCUUGCCACAAAAAUUAACGAGAAGCCACAAGUUAUAACAGAUUAUGAAGCAGGUCGUGGUAUUCCAAACAAUGCAAUCAUUGGUAAAAUUGAGAGGGUAAUAGGCUUGAAACUGAGAGGAAAAGAUCGCGGACUUCCCGUAGUGCCCCCAGGAAAUAAAAAGUAAUAUAGUCCUGGGGGAACUAAGAAAGUUUUUGGAUGAUGAAUUUAAUUUUAAAGAAUGGUUUUCCUACAUAACUCAUAGUAAAAACACUUCUAGGAUUCCUGCAUUUAUUGUAAGAACCCUUUCAAUUAUAAAUUCAUGUAGGUUAAUAUGUUAAUCAUUUUUUAGAAAAAAAAUCUUUGUGUACUGCUGCUGUAUUAAUAUUAGCUGUUUCAUUAAAACAAAAAUAUAACAAUAAAUGGGUGGUUUGAAAAAUGA
This is a messenger RNA of Diorhabda sublineata, 1350 nucleotides long. RefSeq names its product endothelial differentiation-related factor 1 homolog (gene mbf1). The record is from RefSeq and is a predicted model, not a curated record. Gene Ontology annotation, cellular component: nucleus. The transcript has 2 exons. Gene Ontology annotation, molecular function: DNA binding. Lineage: Eukaryota; Metazoa; Arthropoda; Insecta; Coleoptera; Chrysomelidae. Bases 655 to 1095 code for a protein of 146 amino acids.